UCUUUUGAAUUUGUUUGAAUUAUAUACGAAGCUUCUUGUCAUUGACUUGUAUAAAACUUAAAUGGCCCAAUGGCUUUUCAAAUUCCAACAUGCAAUUUAAAAUAUUAUAAGAAGUUAGACUAGAAUUUCAUUUAUAUGAUCAUUACUUGACCAACCAAGCUUAUUCUGCUCUUUGUUCAGUUUUUGAGUUCUAUCAUUGUUAGAUAUUUUCUUCAAAAACAAAAGAGAGAUGCAGACCACUGAGGAGCAGAAGAUUCAACAACAAGAAUUCGUUGGCGCAAAUUCGAUUCAGCGGGUAGGAAAUCCAUGGAGUACUGGACUAUUUGAUUGCCAUGAGAACCAGACAAAUGCUAUUAUGACAGCAUUUUUGCCUUGUGUAACAUUUGGACAAAUAGCAGAAGUAUUGGAUGGUGGAGAAUUGAGUUGUCCGUUGGGAAGCUUCAUUUACCUGCUAAUGAUGCCUGCUUUGUGCACUCAAUGGAUUAUGGGGUCAAAGUACAGAAAAAAGUUAAGGAAAAGGUAUGAUUUGGUGGAUGCUCCAUAUACAGAUGUGAUUUCACACAUCUUUUGUCCAUGUUGUUCACUAUGUCAAGAGUUCAGAGAGCUCAAAAUUAGAGGACUUGACCCUGCUCUUGGGUGGAAUGGUAUUCUUGCAGAACAACGAUCAAAACAGCCAAGUAAUCAAACAUUGAAGAAUCCUCCCUCAGACCAAUUCAUGUCCAAGUGACCACAGUAGCUGUCAAAAUCAUGAUAAUUGUAUUUCUUUUUAUUGGUUUUUGGGUGUUGAUGUUUGAAGCUUGUAACUGAAUUAUAAGAAAAUAAAGCCAUAAUUUGGCAAUUUCACA
Messenger RNA from Cicer arietinum (chickpea), 845 nucleotides. RefSeq names its product protein PLANT CADMIUM RESISTANCE 8. The record is from RefSeq and is a predicted model, not a curated record. Lineage: Eukaryota; Viridiplantae; Streptophyta; Magnoliopsida; Fabales; Fabaceae.